AUGGAAAUGGGAGCAGCGCCUGCCGGCGCCGGCGGGCUGGAGGUGGUGGUUUUCCCGUGGCUGGCGUUCGGCCACAUGAUCCCGUUCCUGGAGCUCUCCAAGCGCCUCGCGGCCAGGGGCCACACCGUGGCCUUCGUGUCCACGCCCCGGAAUCUCGCCAGGCUCCCGCCCGUGCCGGCCGGUCAUUCCGCCCGCCUCCGGUUCGUGCCGCUGCCGCUACCGGCCGUGGAGGGGCUGCCGGAGGGCGCUGAGGCCACGUCUGACCUGCCGCCCGACAAGGUCGGACUCCUCAAGAAGGCCAUGGACGGCCUCGCCGACCCACUCGCGGCAUUCCUCGCCGCCGGAAAAAGGCCCGACUGGAUCGUCCACGACUUCUGCCACCACUGGGUCCCGCCCAUCGCCGACCAGCUCAAGGUGGCAUCCGCCACGUUCCUCAUCUUCCAGGCCGCCUUCUUGGUCUUCGUGGGGCCGCGGUGGGCAAACGCCUCACACCCGCGCACGGAGCCGGAGCACUUCGCCGAGCCACCCAGGUGGAUUCCCUUCCAGUCCACCACCUUCUUCCUCCGGCACGAGGCCCAGUGGGUCACCGACGCCUUCCGUGCCAAUGCAUCUGGCGUGUCGGACAUGGACCGCUGGUGGCAGGUCUUGGAGCGCAGCCGCCUCACCAUACACCGGAGCUGUGAGGAAUUGGAGCCCCGGAUGUUCGGCCUCCUGUCCGAUCUCUUUCGGAAGCCCGCCGUCCCCGCCGGGAUCCUUCUACCGGGGGCGCCCGACGACCGUGACGAAGGCCACCGGCAGAGCAGCUCAGGCGACGUCGCCCGCCCACAGGUCCUGCGAUGGCUCGACGACCAGCCUUCCAAGUCCGUCAUCUAUGUUGCGCUGGGAAGCGAGGCGCCGCUGACGCCAGAGAACGCCCAUGAACUCGCGCUCGGCCUGGAGCUCGCCGGCGUGCGCUUCCUCUGGGCGCUACGCAAGCCGGCGGGCACCACCAACGGCGACGAGCUUCUCUUGCCGGCCGGGUUCGAGGAGCGGACGCGGGACCGCGGGGUGGUUUGCACGGGGUGGGUGCCGCAGGUGGAGGCGCUGGCGCACUGCGCCACGGGCGCGUUCUUGACGCACUGUGGCUGGGGCUCCACCAUCGAGAGCCUCUCCUUCGGGAUCCCGCUGGUGAUGCUCCCGUUCGUCGUCGACCAGCCCUUGAUCGCGCGGGCGAUGGCAGAGAGAGGGAUCGGCGUGGAGGUAGCGAGAGACGUGAAGGACGGUUCGUUUGACAGGGACGGCGUCGCGGUGGCGGUGCGGCGCGUCAUGGUGGAGGAGCAGGGGAAGGUGUUGGCGACCAACACCAAGAAGCUGCAGGAGGUUCUAGUGGACCAGGGACGCGAGGAGCAUUACAUCGACGAGCUCGAGGAUUAUCUCAGACGCUACAAAUAG
Molecule: messenger RNA, 1431 nt
Organism: Triticum turgidum subsp. durum (durum wheat)
Lineage: Eukaryota; Viridiplantae; Streptophyta; Magnoliopsida; Poales; Poaceae
Source: the annotation of a GenBank genome assembly